AUGGACCCUGCCACCCUGGCCGAGCAGCGCCCGCCCGCCAGGCCGGCUCCGCGGGUGAACUACGUCCGGGCCGCGGUCGUGCAGAAGCGCGGAGGCGACCUGGAUGGAAGCCCGGACGCUGACACUGAAGCCUUCGUCCCGCCCCCAGGGCCCGGAAGCGAAAGCCGCUCCACCUCUUCCGAGCGAGGUCACGGCCCGGCAGUGCGAAUCGAGGUUUCCGAGAGUGAGGGCUGCUCAGCGGGGUCAGGGCGACCCCGGCCCGGCGCCAUGUCCCGGAACCUGCGCACCGCGCUCAUUUUCGGCGGCUUCGCCUCCUUGAUCGCCGCCGCCUUCUACCCCAUCUACUUCCGGCCCCUAAUGAGGUUGGAGGAAUACCAGCAGGAACAAGCCAUAAAUCGGGCUGGUAUUGUUCAAGAAGAUGUGCAGCCACCAGGGUUAAAAGUGUGGUCUGAUCCAUUUGGCAGGAAGUGAGAAGGCUGUCACCAACUCUGAUUAGGAAAGGAGGUUUUGUGCUUUCAGUUCUGCAUCAAGUACAAUCAAUCACCUCACCACGGGACAAUGGCUGAAGAAGAAAACUCUGUAUUGCUGUAAAUGAGAGUACUUUAAUAAAUGACUGUGCACAAGGAUUAAUAUUUCCCUUCUUAAACAUCAAAAGAACCCUGGAACAAAUUAUACCAUUAGGAAGGUUUUCAUGAUUGGGUCAACUUUCCAAAAAUGAAGCUGUCUCACCCAGCUGUGUUUAGAGGCAAUCUGCUUAUUAUUCCGCCUUUACCACUUACCCAAGUGAGCUGUGAUGUGAAUACAAGCAACCAGUGGGCUUGAGAAGGUCCAGGUCUGUUUUGCCGUCUUCCAAAUAAGAGAUUUCAGCAAAAAACCACCAUACUGAGCUGCCUCAGAGGGCCGUAUGAAAAUCAGGUUGAUAAAGCUCUUUGAGGACAAGGUACUUUGUGCUGUUUAAGAAUAAACAGUUCAGCUUAACCAUGUCUUGUUGAAGAUUACUCCAUGUUGGAAAAUAAAUAUGCAGCAAGUCAAACUGGAUGAGUACACAUGCAUAGAAAUCAGAGAUGAAUUAACAGAAGUGAAAGUAUGUAUAUUAAAAUGAUUAUUUUUUACUUCA
This is a messenger RNA of Microcebus murinus (gray mouse lemur), 1117 nucleotides long. It is a transcript of the gene SMIM20, whose product is annotated as small integral membrane protein 20. Lineage: Eukaryota; Metazoa; Chordata; Mammalia; Primates; Cheirogaleidae. Gene Ontology annotation, biological process: mitochondrial respiratory chain complex IV assembly. Gene Ontology annotation, cellular component: mitochondrial inner membrane. The record is from RefSeq and is a predicted model, not a curated record.